This is a messenger RNA of Komagataella phaffii GS115, 672 nucleotides long. Its product is annotated as Mitochondrial superoxide dismutase, protects cells against oxygen toxicity. NCBI's taxonomy places the organism in Eukaryota, Fungi, Ascomycota, Pichiomycetes, Pichiales, Pichiaceae. The coding region runs from base 1 to 672 and encodes 223 amino acids. The record is from RefSeq and is a predicted model, not a curated record. The transcript has a single exon. Gene Ontology annotation, cellular component: mitochondrion. Gene Ontology annotation, biological process: superoxide metabolic process. Gene Ontology annotation, molecular function: metal ion binding; superoxide dismutase activity.
AUGUUGAGAUCUUCUUUGCGUACAUCUUUGCCUUCUUCCAAAAAAUUGGCAUCGUCUCUGGUAACUACCAGAACUAAAGUGUCUCUUCCAGAUUUGAGAUGGGACUUCCAUGAGCUGGAACCAUUUAUUAGUGGCAAAAUCAAUGAGUUACAUUACACUAAACACCACCAAACCUAUGUAAACGGUUAUAAUGCUGCAAUUGAGCAAUUGUCUGAGGCUAAGGAGACCAAUAACACACCUAAGGUGAUCGAGCUACAGCAGGCGCUCCGCUUCCAUGGUGGAGGAUAUGUUAAUCAUAACCUCUUUUGGGACAAUUUGGCUCCUCCAAAACAAGGAGGUGGAGAGCUUCCAUCUGAGUCUUCUGAUUUUUCUAAGAAAGUCAUUGAAGAGUACGGUUCUUUCGAUUCACUGAUAAGCCUUACCAACUCUAAGUUGGCAGGUAUUCAAGGUUCCGGUUGGGCCUUUAUUGUAAAGAAUAAGGAGAAUGGCUCGGUUGAGGUUGUGCAGAGACCAAAUCAGGAUACUGUUUCCGGUAGUUUGGUCCCUUUGGUUGCUAUUGAUGCUUGGGAACAUGCCUACUAUCUACAGUACCAGAAUGUCAAAGCUGAUUAUUUCAAGGCAAUCUGGAAUGUUAUCAAUUGGAAGGAAGCUGAAAAGCGCUUCGCCAAAUAA